This is a messenger RNA of Ruditapes philippinarum (Manila clam), 4796 nucleotides long. Its product is annotated as coronin-7-like. The transcript has 27 exons. Gene Ontology annotation, molecular function: protein binding. The record is from RefSeq and is a predicted model, not a curated record. NCBI's taxonomy places the organism in Eukaryota, Metazoa, Mollusca, Bivalvia, Venerida, Veneridae. The coding region runs from base 158 to 3064 and encodes 968 amino acids.
AAUGGAACAAUGCUCACUUAAGAUGGAUUUUAGAAUCGGAUAUACAAGUCAAAAUAAUUUUCCAUUCGAUUAUUUUCCAUGCGGAUUACUCGGAUACGGAAGUGAAUAAGCUGUCAAAAAUUGUUGAGUGAAAGCGUGAUAACAGAUUUAAAUUCAAAUGGCUUGGCGUUUUAAAGUGUCAAAGUAUAAAAAUGCUGCACCAAGGUACCCAAAACGAGAGGAAUGGAUUCAAGAAGUACCUGUUGGAAUGUUGAUGCACUCAUGUGGGAAUCAUAUAGCAGCUAGUUGUCAGUAUAUAGCUUUUAAUGUGGAUUCUGGUGGAGGCGGCAAUGUUGGUAUAUUACCAUUAGAGACCACAGGGAGGAUAGGACAUUCUAUGCCUACACUUAAUGCACAUGGAGAUUUUGUUACUGAUAUGAAAUUCAGUCCUUUCCAUGAUGAGAUAUUGGCUACAUGUUCUGCUGACAAUAUUAUUAAAGUUUGGAAUUUACCAGAAACGGAGAGGCUAUCUGAAGAGAUUCAUAUGGUAUCUCAUUCUGCCCAUCUUCCAGAACAAGAACGUACGAUAGAUGUUCUCUCAUGGAACACUGUAGCUGAUGAUAUACUUGCUGCAGCCACUGAUAAGACGGUUAAAGUGUUUGAUGUGUCUGUUGCCGAGGAGAUCUGUGACCUGAGCAUUCAUGAAGAUCAGAUACAGAGUUUGUGUUGGCAUGGAAAUGGAACAGUCAUGGUCACUAGCUGUAAGGACAAAAAAAUACGAGUUCUUGAUCCAAGAUCCAAAUCUGUUGCACAGGAGUGUGUUGGACACAGUAGUAACAAAGAUUCACGUGCAGUAUUUCUUGGAGACACUGGUUAUAUCAUCAGUACAGGUUUCAAUACAGGAAGAUCAAGGGAAAUGAAAAUGUAUGACAGCAGAAAUUUAGGCCAGGCAUUAAAAUCUGAGGACAGAGACAAUAAUAAUGGAACACUGAUGCCAUUGUAUGAUGAAGAUACAAAUAUGCUGCUUUUAGUUGGAAAGGGUGAUACAACAUGGUCAUAUAUUGAAGUGUCUACAUCAGAUCCAUAUUUCACUCAAAAUGCCAUUGAAAGAACAGAGAAGAAUGAACAGAUAAAGGGGGCAUGUCUAAUACCUAAACUUGGUGUUAAUGUGAUGGAAGGAGAAGUUGAUAGACUGUUAUUGUUGUUACAUAAUACAAUAGUGCCCUUACCAUAUAUAGUACCUAGACGGGUGAGUCACUUACCAUAUAUAGUACCUAGACGGCAAUAUAAAGAUUUUCAUGCAGAUUUGUUCCCGGAUACAAAGUGUGAGGAACCCGCACUGUCUGCUGACCAGUGGUGCUCUGGACAAAAUGCCCAGGUAGCAAAGACAAGUUUAGAUCCAAUUAAAAGAGGCACUGUUACAGUUUUACGGAGACCAGACAAAGAACUUAGAAGUAAAGGAAAAGCACAGGGGAUGUCUCAAGAUGAUGAUUUUCCAGUUCACAAACCAAAAACAUCAACUUCGUCACCUAGUAAACCAGCCAGUGUUCCUAGUAAACCAUUGACAUCAGUUCAUAGUAGUAAACCAGAACAGGCCAGUAAACCAGUACAGGCAGUUAAACCACUACAGGCCAGUAAACCAGUAGACCCACCGGCUCCAGUUGUACCGGCUGAACCUAGUAAAGCUUCCAAAACAUUUGCAGCAAUGCAUUCAUCAAAGUGUAAAUACAUGAAGGGUGUAUCUGAGCAUGCCAGUAAACAUAUAGUUAAUUUGCGUCGCCUGUGUCGAACAUUACCAGGUCAAAGUGACCUGUUUGUAGCUAAUACAAAAAGGUGUGCUGUACCACUAGAGGGCGCUGGAGGACUUAUAGCCAUUAUAGAGCUAGAUAAACCUGGAAGGUUACCUGACACAGGUAUACCAGUUAUACAGAAUGGCAGUAAGGUGAAUGACUUUGUGUUUGAUCCUUUUGAUGAUACAAGAAUUCUUGUAGGAUGUGAUAAUGCUAAGAUUUACAUCUGGAGUUUACCAAAGGAAGGUCUUACAGAGACUUUGGAAGAUUAUGAUUCAUAUCUUAUGAGUCAUACAGAGAAGAUCUAUUUCAUACGUUUUCAUCCACUGGCCAAAGAUGUAGUUUUGACAGGAGCUUAUGACAUGUUAAUCAAAAUCUGGGACCUGUCUGAUAAUACAGAACAAAUAGAACUUACAGGACACCAGGAUGAGAUUUUCUGUGCUGAAUGGAGUCCUGAUGGUAAAUAUAUAGCUACUGUGUGUAAAGAUGGUAAAAUCAGAAUAUACGAGCCUCGAGCCUCACCUGAACCUAUUAAGGAAGGUGUAGGGCCUGAUGGGAGUCGAGGUGCUAGAGUGGUCUGGGCUUUAAACAUGAAAUACCUAGUAGUUUCUGGAUUUGCAAAGACGAGUGCUCGCACUGUGAGUGUGUAUGAAGUUGGUAAGUUAGGAGAGCCGUUACACAUUGAUGUAUUAGAAGUAAAUCCAGCCAUUCUUAUACUACAUUAUGAUGAGGGAACUUCUACAGUAUUCCUGACAGGCAGGGGAGAUGCUACCAUUUUAGGAUAUGAGGUAUCAGAUGAGUUCCCACAUUUGUUUCCCCUAGCAACAACAAAACCUGAGGGUACACAUCAAGGGAUAGCCCUUAUGCCAAACACAACAUGUGAUGUGAGGAAAGUUGAGAUUGCCAGGAUGUGGAGACUUACUCAGUCCACUUUAGAACCAAUGUCUUUCACUGUACCAAGAGUGAAGCCAGAAUAUUUCCAAGAUGACUUGUUCCCGGAUGUCUCAGUGUCUGGUAAACCAACAAUGACCAGUCAGGAAUGGUUCCGGGGCAUGAACAAAGAACCAGCUAAAAUUUCAUUGAGACCAUCAGAUAUGAAACCUUUAAGUGAGGCACCAGUGGAAGCUCCUAAAGCUAAGAAGUAUGACAGCUAUAAUCCAGACACUUAUAAAACAGAUGAGAUGAAGAAAGAGGAGUUAAUUACUGCUAUGACAAACAAAUUAGAUACUAAAGAUGAACCAUUACCACAAGAUGAUGCUGAGGGGGUAGACUCAGAUGAAUGGGAGGACUACUGAAUGAUGUUUUUGGAGACGUGGUGAUGGAGGUGGUGACAAGAAAUGGACCAAACAGUGCAAUAAUAGACAACAAUAUUGUUACCUUCGGGGCCAAAUAUAUUUCAUUUGAUCUGCUACAUUAUUUUCAGCAAUAAUUUACAGUUGUUUAUGUUAAUGAAAGUUAUUGUUUCUUUGUUUAAAGAGAAUAUUUCUACAUCACAUCAGAGGAGAGCAUAUUGGCAGUUUUUAGGUUUUUAAAUUGUACAUUUUUUAUAUGCAAGGUUUUCACUGUCUGGGCUGCCACAUUGUUAUUGUUAUAAAGUAUUAACAUGGGACCAAAUAAUGAUUAAAUAUAAUGCAUAUUUACUUUAACUUACAAACUGUUGUUUUGCUUAACACUUUAUAGAUGAUAAUAGUAAUAGUAAUAAUAAUAAUAGAAUUGUCAUAAUUCCUGACAUAACUUUGCAAUUUUAAAUCUUAAAAAAAUCAUGAUUUUUAGUACAAGAAAAAUGUCAGAAUAUCAAAGAUCAAGAUCUAUUGCACACACUUUAUCAACUGUGACAUUUGAAUGGGUUAAACUUCUUGGUUUUUUUUAAAGAGUUUGUUGUUUAUUUUAAGAAUCACAUAAUAAACCUUUUUUUAACACUUGGUCAAUUAUAUAUUAAUGCAGAAAAUGACAUCAUUGACAUUAACAAUAGAAAUAAAACCAAAAGAGCAGCUGUUGUUACAUGAUUGUAUUUACAUGUAUUAAUAGUGUUUCCAGAGUCUGAGUGUGUUCAUUAAAUAAAGUUUUUUUUAAAGUUUAACUUGGUAAAUUUGAUCAGUUGAAAUAAGAUACAGUACAUGUUUAUUGUAAGACAUUGGUGUUAAAGUUUAUCUGUGUUUGUUACAUUUGUUAUUCAUAUACAAUGAUAACUGUACAGAGCUGCAUUACAAAUUCUUACGUACAACAAAACCCAUUACUUAUUUACAAAAUGAGGAUUAUCUAUUGUAUAAAUUCUGACAUAGCAGAGAUAAUGGUACUAAUUCAGGUAAAGCAAAGAUCCUUUUAGAUCAAUUUAGGCAACAAACAUUACUGUCAUUCUUUAUCAUUAUUUUUAUCCAGUGCUGCAAGCACAGUUAUACAUGUAUAUCCUUUCAUUUUAUUCACUUACAUAUGACAGAUAUAAAUUUGAUUUAGGCAGCAAAUGCCCGGGUUACAUGUAAAAAUAGAGACAAGGAAAGAUAAGUAUUUGGGGGGAAAAGUAUAAAGUGGCUAUAUAAUAAGUAAGGAUCAAUUUUCAUACUACAAUUCCAAACAAAGAAAAUGAGAUCAUAAGCUUUACGUUUUAUAUUUAUCCAAGUUUGUGAAAUACAGUAAAACUUGUUGAGCAACACACCUUGUGACAUGCUGCGAGGUGUUGCUAUAUAUAGAUAACAAAUUUAUUUUGAAGUUUUAUUUUAACGAUACUGUUAUUGUGAAAGUGUUUGUGCUAUACAGUCUACAAUAGUCUAUUGAAAAUGACUUCCAGAUAAAAGUGUCAUUGUGUUUGCUGUAACUAUACUAUACCAAUAGAUUUUAUAUCUUCACAUGUUUUAUAUUUUGUAUUGUUCUUUUAUCCUUGUGUUAAAGAUUAAUGGAUCUCUUUUCUUUGUCAUUCCACUAUUUUAAUAGUUAAAAUACUAGUUCAUUAUUAUUUUAAUACAAAGGUAACUUUUUGUGUUUUCAAAAGCUAUUUUGUAAAACAUACCAAAUAAAGAAAAUGUCUACAAA